AUGUUGAAUACCAGAAAUAUUCGAGUGGUGGUGGCAGCUUUUGUGCUCUUCACCGUGGUGGGCUACUUUGCCUUCUCGUCGAGCUCGUUUACCGAGUCCGUAAACCGUGUGAAGCCUCCUGCAUCGCCAGAUUUUGUUCUUGAAGAAGGAAACACCUUACAGGGUUCUUCCCACCAGGGUUCUGAGGCUCCUUACAAGGCUUCAAAUAAUCUUGCAGACAAGCUUGGUAGUUCUAAGCCUGGAUUGGAUGAUGAUAAGGAAACUACUGAUUCGAAGGCUGAUUCUAAGGCUGGAUAUGAUGCUGAUGUUGACUCUAAAGUUGGUUCUAAGGUUAAUCCUGAAGAUAGUCCCGAUGCUGAUUCCAAGGUUGACUCUAAGGUUGGAAGUACCGCAAAAACUGGCUCCAAAGGUUCCGAGUCCGAGUCCGACUCUACUCAACCUCUUAAGGAAGUCAAGACAGCAGGCGAAAAGUGUGAGAAGACAGACUACGUGGUGAUGAUCGAUGCUGGAUCCAGCGGCUCGCGUGUCCACGUCUACUCUUUCGACACAUGUGUGUCGCCACCACUCUUAUUGAACGAAGAAUUCAAGAUGUUGAAUCCUGGGUUGUCGUCGUUCGAUGCCGACACCGUUGGUGCAGCCAAGUCGUUGGAUCCAUUGUUGGAAGUUGCCCUCAAAACUGUGCCAAAGGACAAACAAGGAUGUACUCCUGUCGCUGUCAAGGCAACUGCUGGCUUACGUUUGUUGGGUAAGGAAAAGAGUGACGCCAUUUUGGCCGAGGUCCGUAAGCAUUUGGAGACUAACUAUCCAUUUGCUGUGGUCAAGGGAGACGGUGUCUCCAUCAUGGAAGGUAAGGAUGAGGGUGUUUAUGCGUGGAUCACCACAAACUACCUUUUGGGCAACAUUGGCGUGGAAGAGAAGCUCCCCACCGCUGCUGUCUUUGACUUGGGUGGAGGUUCUACUCAGAUUGUGUUCGAGCCAGAAUUCCCGGAUAACGAAGUUAUGGCUGAGGGUGAACAUAAGUACGAGUUCACGUUUGGCUCGCGCAAGUUCACCUUGUACCAAUUCAGUCACUUGGGCUACGGCUUGAUGGAGGGAAGAAACAAGGUCAACUCUUUAGUGGUCAAUAACCACAUCAAGAACAAGAAGGCAGAGUUGACCAAGUACACCACCAAGGCCGAGGCCAAGGAUGCUAAGGCCACCGUGACCAUAGUCAACCCAUGCUUCCCUCCUGAUGUGGAGGCAGAGAAUGUCCAGGUCAAGAUUUCGGACGAUGAGAUCUACGUGGUUAACUUCAAGGGUCCUUCCGAUGUCACCGGACCUCAAUGUAGACAUCUUGCCGAGCAGGUCUUGAACAAGAAGGCCGAGUGUAAGACUCUUCCAUGUUCGUUCAACGGAGCUUACCAACCAUCGUUGGUCAGAGCUUUCCACAGAGACUCUGACAUGUGGGUGUUUUCCUUUUUCUACGACAGAACCAACCCAUUGGGAUUCCCUGGCUCUUUUAAGAUGGACGAAUUAAUGGACUUGACCAAGACCGUGUGCUCGGGCCUGAACUUGUGGGAAGAUGUGUUGUUGGGCGACGGAGCUUCGCAAUUGAAGAAGGAGCCAAGCUGGUGUCUUGACUUGUCGUUCAUCAGUGCCAUGCUCCACACAGGCUACAACAUUCCAUUGAGCAGAGAGUUGAAGACUGCUAAGACUAUUGCUGACAAUGAGUUGGGCUGGUGUCUUGGUGCUUCGUUACCAUUGUUAGACGCUAAGGCAGGCAACUGGCAGUGCAGAGUCGACCAGGUCGAAUAG
Messenger RNA from Sungouiella intermedia, 1794 nucleotides. Lineage: Eukaryota; Fungi; Ascomycota; Pichiomycetes; Serinales; Metschnikowiaceae. The record is from the annotation of a GenBank genome assembly.